Messenger RNA from Saccostrea cuccullata (small rock oyster), 838 nucleotides. RefSeq lists its product as uncharacterized. Lineage: Eukaryota; Metazoa; Mollusca; Bivalvia; Ostreida; Ostreidae. The record is from RefSeq and is a predicted model, not a curated record. Bases 238 to 618 code for a protein of 126 amino acids. The transcript is spliced from 3 exons.
AUACGGGAAAAAUGAACUACACAUGAUGUAUUAUUAAUUGAAAAAAUUCUGGUUUUUAACACAUUUCACCUUGAAGUCACCUCCUCACUGCCUGGUCUGGAAUCAAGCUCUACUAACCAAUCAUUCACAACUUCUCCUAAUAGAGAAGUUCCAAUAACAAAUUCCAACAACAGUUCUCCUGAAAAAGUCGAAGUCAUAAAAAAGAGUGUUCCUUACGCUAUCCUUGUAGGAGUAGGAAUGCUUUUUCUUCUUUUUAUUGUCAAUCUGAUAUCAGUCAUACAAAGAAGAAAAGACCAUCAUGUUAUUCAGAGCUAUCUCUUGUCUUUACAUACUCUUUUACCGUUCCUUCGUAACUAUGCCGAAAUCGCUAUUGACGAGGAAGAUCCAAACAGGAAAAAGUCUUCACAAGGCAAAGUCUUUGGAAACCAUAUAGAAGAGUACGAUGAAAUCGAAAUUGUCGCCCGUAGAUCUAAAACGAACGAGGCUAAGGAUACCAAGCGUGUGUCUGAAGCUGAGCAUUCCAAGAAAGUGGAGGAGGAAAAGAAGGAAGAAGAAGAAAAGAAAAACAGAAGUAACGUGUAUUCUCUGCAGAAAGAAAUAUUCAGUAGUGACCUCUAGAAUUUUCUUUCGAUUGAUUUUUUUAAGUAAAAAGUGUGAAAUUUAAAUCUACAUUUGAUAAAGAGAUAAUAAUGUAUAAGAGAUGACAGUGACUUUUCUUGGCACAGUUACGUCACCGUUUAUUUAGUAGGCCAUUUGACUUUCUGCUUAAAAUUUAAACUGCAAGUCAGACUUCAAGGUUAAUGACGAAUUAAAACUUUAUGUUUAGAUUUCCUGGUCU